Messenger RNA from Saprolegnia diclina VS20, 372 nucleotides. RefSeq lists its product as hypothetical. The record is from RefSeq and is a predicted model, not a curated record. Gene Ontology annotation, molecular function: protein heterodimerization activity. The transcript has a single exon. Lineage: Eukaryota; Oomycota; Saprolegniomycetes; Saprolegniales; Saprolegniaceae. Gene Ontology annotation, biological process: rRNA (guanine-N7)-methylation; tRNA methylation; peptidyl-glutamine methylation. The coding region runs from base 1 to 372 and encodes 123 amino acids.
AUGCGCCUAAUCACGCACAACAUGCUCUACUGCAACAAGAAGGGCGUCUCGAACGGCUUCCCGCUGCGCCUCUCGGCCGACGAGACCGAGGUCGUCGCCUCGGACUUCAACGCCGACUUUGUCAAGAAGAUGCUCGCCAAGAUCGAUUAUGCUGCGUUUCACGGCGCGGCCACGUCGCUCGGCGUGGCCGACGGCCUCCCGUCGGCCAUGACCGAGGCCGACAUGGCCAACGACGAGGUCUUGAAGAAGGUGCAGCACGCGCUUCUGGAUGUGCAUGUGAAGAAGGGCACGCUCACGUGCCCCGAGUCGGGCCGCGAGUUUCCGAUCGUCGAUGGCAUCCCCAACAUGCUGUUGCGCGAAGACGAAGUAUAA